GACAGGGAGACGCUCGGCCCCGCGCUCUGGGCUGCACAGACAAGGGGGUUGGGGGAGGCCGCCCCUCGCUGGAUCCCCUGCAGAGGACAGAGGGAGGACACCCCUUUCUCAAAGAAAAAUCCCCACACCCAGCAAAGGAUCCAGUGGGUGACCCUGAGAGUGAGGGGCAGACACUAGGAGAGUCACCCUCAAGGACCCCCUCCCCAAAAUAGCCUCCUGCAGUCACCUUGAACAAGUAGGACAGACCAGCCGGGACCGGGCAAGUUAACCAGCAGGAACUGUCUGAUCAUAUACGGCAUUCCAGGCUGAGGAGGGAGAGAGACAGGGAUGUGGUCCUCCUGAGGCCAAUGCUUUACAAACCGGUCAGUCCACUUCAGGAGGGAAACACGGGCUGAUGUUAAAAAGGAACCAAACAUAUCUCUCUCCUUCCGUUCUCCAAACAAGCCCUAGCCUGUUUGUUGUGAAGGAAAAUCGAUUGUCAGUGAAACCGAUUGCACUAAAUAUUUACACAUCCCCCUGAGUCGGAGGGAAAAGUUGCGAUCCUGUGUUUCUGGCAGAUUGUCAGGACCUUCUGAAAGCGCAGAAGAUAAAAGAUCCUGCCUCCGGAGACUCUUCGGAGGGUAAUUUAGAACUGGAAUUGCCAACUGGAGGAACUUUAACCUGUGAAGGAAAUCUGAAACAGGACGAUGCCGGUUCGAAAGCAGGAUGCUCAGCGAGCUCUGAAGCUCCUGGAGAAUUACCGUGCCAAGCUUGGCAAGACUGAAGACCGUCAGCUUCGUGCCUCCAUCGAGAGAGUUAUCAACAUAUUCCGCAGUAAUCUCUUUCAAGCAUUAAUAGGACCUGAAGAUAUUCAGGAAUUUUAUGAGGUGUCAUUGCUGGAUAAUCAACCGGUUCUUGCUCAAAAGACAACUGUUCCAGCAGUUCAUAACUGGGAUAUUUCCAAUCUUCCAAGCACAACUGUUACGUCGGAGGCAGUCACUGUCAGCCAUAGCCCUAACACAGAGGACAACUCUCUGCUGAAUGAAAUACUUGAUGUUCUUCAGACUUCUGUCCCUACUCAGGUUAUACAUAAAUAUCGUUAUCAAGAUGACGAUGCAUCUCAACAAGAACACAGCUCUCCGCAGAUUAGCAAUGAUGUGAAAGGCCCUGAGCUUGUACAUGUGUCAGAGAAGAACCUAUCUCAGAUUGAGAAUAUACAUGGAUUUGUUUCUCAGUCACAUAUAUCCCCAAUGAAGCAGAUAGAGGCUACUCCUCCCACUACUCCUGUAAUCCCUGUGAUCCCUGUUAUGCCAGUCCCUGCUGAUGCCAGUGUCUUCUCGUCUGACAGUCAACAGGCGAAUCCACCUCCAGUUGUGGUGAAUACAGAUAGUUUGGAAUCUCAGCCGUAUGUAAAUGGUACAGAUGCAGAUUAUGAAUAUGAAGAAAUCACACUUGAGAGGGGAAAUUCUGGCCUCGGCUUCAGCAUUGCAGGUGGUACAGAUAAUCCGCACAUUGGUGAUGAUCCCAGUAUAUUCAUUACAAAAAUCAUUGCAGGAGGUGCAGCUGCUCAGGAUGGAAGACUGCGAGUGAAUGACUGCAUCCUUCGGGUAAACGAUGUGGAUGUAAGGGAAGUAACUCACAGUAAAGCAGUAGAAGCUUUAAAAGAGGCUGGAUCGAUUGUGAGACUAUACGUGCGGAGAAGGAAGCCGGUCACCGAAAAGAUUUUAGAAAUAAAACUUAUUAAAGGGCCAAAAGGUCUUGGGUUCAGUAUAGCUGGAGGUGUUGGAAACCAACACAUUCCGGGUGAUAACAGCAUCUACGUAACCAAAAUUAUUGAAGGAGGAGCGGCACAUAAAGAUGGCCGGCUACAGAUAGGGGAUAAGAUUCUGGCAGUUAACACAACCAGUCUCGAUGAAGUUACGCAUGAAGAUGCUGUUACCGCUUUGAAAAACACAACAGAAGUUGUAUAUUUGAAAGUUGCAAAGCCUACCAGCAUGUAUAUGAAUGAUGGAUAUGCGCCUCCAGACAUCACCAACUCCUACCCCCAAUUGGAAAACCAUAUAACGCCACCAAACUAUUUAGUGAACACAGAAUACAAACCGACACUUCCUCCAUCAUCACCAGGCAGAUACUCACCAAUUACCAAAGUCAUGGGUGAUGAUGAAAUGACCAGGGAACCCAGAAAGGUGGUGCUACAUCGAGGAUCAACUGGUCUGGGCUUUAAUAUUGUCGGUGGUGAAGAUGGGGAAGGAAUUUUUAUUUCCUUCAUAUUGGCAGGAGGCCCAGCUGACCUGAGCGGUGAACUAAGAAAAGGGGACAGGAUUAUUUCGGUGAAUGGUAUUGAUUUGCGGAGUGCCACUCAUGAGCAGGCAGCAGCAGCACUGAAAAAUGCUGGGCAAGCAGUCACAAUUGUGGCACAAUAUAGGCCUGAAGAAUACAGCAGAUUUGAAGCCAAAAUCCAUGAUCUACGGGAGCAGAUGAUGAACAGCAGCAUUAGCUCAGGAUCAGGGUCGCUGCGCACCAGCCAGAAGCGAUCCCUUUAUGUCAGAGCCUUGUUCGAUUAUGACAAGACCAAAGACAGCGGUCUCCCAAGCCAAGGCCUUAAUUUCAGUUUUGGUGACAUCCUGCACGUGAUCAAUGCAUCAGAUGAUGAGUGGUGGCAGGCUCGACAGGUAACGCCAGACGGUGAGAGUGAAGAAAUUGGAGUCAUCCCAAGCAAAAGGAGAGUUGAGAAGAAAGAACGUGCCAGAUUAAAGACGGUGAAAUUCAAUUCAAAAUCAAGAGAUAAAGGGCAGUCAUUCAAUGACAAGCGUAAAAAGAACAUCUUUUCCCGAAAAUUUACCUUCUACAAGAACAAGGAGCAGAGUGAGCAGGAAACCAGUGAUCUUGAACAGCAUGUAACCUCUAAUGCCAGUGAUAGUGAAAGUAGUUACCGUGGUCAAGAAGACUAUGUUCUCUCCUAUGAACCUGUUGGCCAGCAGGAGGUCCGUUACUCUCGUCCUGUUAUAAUUCUGGGGCCCAUGAAAGAUCGAAUUAAUGAUGAUCUGAUCUCGGAGUUUCCAGACAAAUUUGGAUCUUGUGUUCCACAUACAACCAGACCAAAGCGUGAUUAUGAAGUUGAUGGGCGAGACUAUCAUUUUGUUACAUCUAGAGAGCAAAUGGAAAAGGAUAUUCAAGAUCACAAAUUUAUUGAAGCUGGACAAUACAACAACCACCUGUAUGGCACCAGCGUGCAGUCUGUAAGAGAGGUAGCAGAAAAGGGUAAACACUGUAUUCUCGAUGUGUCAGGAAAUGCUAUUAAGAGGCUUCAAAUAGCCCAGCUGCAUCCAAUUGCUAUCUUUGUCAAACCAAAAUCAAUUGAAAACAUCAUGGAAAUGAAUAAGCGAUUAACAGAAGAUCAAGCAAGAAAAACUUUUGAGAGAGCUAUAAAACUUGAACUGGAAUUUACAGAGCAUUUCACAAGUAUUGUACAGGGAGAUUUGCUGGAAGAGAUUUACAACCAGGUGAAGCAGAUUAUUGAAGAUCAAUCAGGGCCUUAUAUCUGGGUUCCAAGCAAGGAGAAACUGUGAAGUCACUUCAUAAUAAUCAUCAUCCAUUGCUCGCAAUGAGGCUGGGCCCCCUUCUACAGGAUCCACUCUCUCCUGUUGAUCACAGAUCUUUCUCUCUCUCUUUGUGUGUCAUGAAAAGUGAUUUGUCUUUCACCUGGGGGCGUUCACAUCUCCUGUUUGUGAAAAUUGCUUGUACGUGAUACCUGAUAAAAUUACCACCGUAGUUUUUUUUUAAAUGAAAGGGAAAGGCCUGACUAACUAUUGAAGGGAGAUUCUAUGGUACAGUUCCUUAAUGUUUAAGGGCAACAAUUCUUCAGCAAUUUUCAGAAAAGCUUUAUAUAUAUUUUUCUUUUAAUAAUAAACUGAAAGAAAGGAAAAGUAAUCUUCAUGUUUAGCAUUGGGUUUGGAAGCUAAAUAAUUCUAAGCAGAUUUUUGCACGAUGAACUUUUGAAGCAUGGUUUGGCAGUGGAAAUCCUAACAAUUUUACUGUUUGUUCUCUUCCUGCAUUACUUGCUCAAGCCAUUGUUUGAACUGUCUUUAACUUUUCAUUUCUGCACCUGUUUGGUAAUUUCUGUUUUUUUUGAUGAAAAAGUCAUAAAAUAUCAGUCUUUAAAAUACAAAGGAAUUUUUAUUCAUUUUACAAGGGUUCUUUACAACCAUGCUUUUAUUUUUGUUUUUCCUUUUGCCAACUCAAAUGCACGAUAACUAAAUAUGAUUAUAUUGAAUGCCGAUGAGAAUGUGUUCAAGUGACUUUGAGAAUAAUUUACUUUCACUCUUGUAGAGAAUCUACUUUUAUGAAUUUGAUUGAGAGGAGAAGCAAAGAGAAGCGGUAAAUAUGAAUUAUUUUAAAAAGAUAACUGACAUGAUUUUCAAUAGGAUUUUUCAAAUCAGAAUGAACUGGGAAAUGGGGCGAGUAUAAAUAAGGAAGUGGAUUUGGCUAAGGAAUAGAACUGAAACUUAAAUCAUGACUAUUUGUAAUGGGACGUAAACUUGAGAUUUUAAGAUAUAUAAAUAAUUAACCCUCAGUAACUAUGUAUUUUGAUAUAAAUGAUCAACUAUAUUAUGCAUACUUUUAACAAAAUAUCCUAUAUAACUUACCAGGAAUACGUUUCUUUAAAAUAGCUGCACAUAUAUUUUCUUUCUUUUUAACCAUCUCUCUUCAUGAAUGUUUUCUUUUUGUAGACCUGAAUUAGUGUUAUCAUUUUAACCAUAAGGAUCAUAUGGGAAAUGUGGUGAUGGGGGUAAAACAGUAUUUUGAGAAUAAAUGCAAGAAUUAAAAUGCAAAAGAAACCAGUUCUCCUCUUUCCCCCUUACCCAUCCCCAUGAAUUCGAUGUGAGGUUACUCAAAGUGAUGUGCAUGUUUUCAAAAUGUUAAAAGCAAUUUGAAAUAAAAUAAUUUUUACAUUUUAUGUACACUUGCAAGUGGGAAUUGCAAAAAAUGUCAUAUCUUCCAUGUAGCUCUCAAUCAGAGGCUUCUGUAUUGAGAAAAUAUAUUUUAGCAGUGAUAGGGUAUGUUCUCAAAUCAAACUUUAACACUACAUUUAGAUUAACUGCCUGGUACCCAACCUUUGCUAGUAAUUUGGAAAUGAUAUGUUUUAUAUAGGAAUAAUGUGCUUACAAGCAGUUCAGUACACUUGACCCUUCUGGUGCUGCAGUUUGUACAGACUCUCAUCUAAUCCAUUCCAUUGUCAAGAGGGGAACAGCUAAUAAACAUUAAUGUACAAUUUG
This is a messenger RNA of Chiloscyllium plagiosum (whitespotted bambooshark), 5255 nucleotides long. The record is from RefSeq and is a predicted model, not a curated record. NCBI's taxonomy places the organism in Eukaryota, Metazoa, Chordata, Chondrichthyes, Orectolobiformes, Hemiscylliidae.